This is a messenger RNA of Schistocerca cancellata (South American locust), 1942 nucleotides long. Its product is annotated as DNA damage-regulated autophagy modulator protein 2. Bases 166 to 1002 code for a protein of 278 amino acids. NCBI's taxonomy places the organism in Eukaryota, Metazoa, Arthropoda, Insecta, Orthoptera, Acrididae. The transcript is spliced from 7 exons. The record is from RefSeq and is a predicted model, not a curated record.
UUUAAAGUUUUUCCUUGUUAGGUUUGUUGCAGUUGUUGUCAAACGUGUUUAUUUUUAUUGCUCGUAUGGAGCUAUGUGAUAGAAUUGUGAUAUUAUAUUUAUAGGAACUUUUAAUAGAAAACAGACUGAAAGUUUGUUUGACUGCCGAGACUGUUUGGUGUACAAAUGGCGUUUGAACGACUGGAUGUUUUGCCUUUGGCCGUCUUCAUUCUUUUUCCAGCAACUUUUUUAGCGACUUAUAUUAUAGCCGUUCUUCUUGGACAUGUAGAACCAGACUUUCCGUACAUUAGUGAUACAGGGACAUAUUCUCCAGAGAGCUGCAUAUUUGGCCAGCUGCUUAACGUUGGGACACUUCUAUUGGGCUUGGUGAUAUAUGUUCGUUACCGGCAAGUUGCAGAAUAUUACAGUAGCUACUCAUUGUCCCCUGCUGUACUCAGUCUGAACAAAAUGGGGGUAUGGUUUGGCCUGCUGUCAUGUCUUGGCCUCAGCUUUGUAGCUAACUUCCAAGAAACUAAUGUUAUAACUGUUCACCUUACUGGAGCUUUCUUAUGUUUUGGGUUUGGAACCGUGUACUUCUGGAUUCAUGCAGUGUGUUCUUACCAUAUGCAGCCAUUAGCAAAUAGUCUUCAGCUGGCCCAUCUUAGACUAGCACUGGCUGUCAUAUGCACUGUAUUUUUUAUUUUACUUAGCAUAACUGGAGUUCUGUCACACAUUCAGUUCAGAGGAAGCAAUCCACGUAAGUGGUAUCCUAAUGAUGGCGGCUGGCAGCUACAUGUGAUAAGUACGGCAUCUGAAUGGGUUGUUGCAGUGGCCUUCUGUAUAUAUAUCUUGUCAUUCGCAAGAGAAUUCCGUAACAUUAGCCUAGAAUCAAGGGUAUAUUUGAAUGUGGAAAGUGGAGGCUUUAGCGUAGUAGACAGUGAGUGUUCACCAGUUCUUCCACAUGCUGCUGUUCCUGAAGGUGUUGUUAUUGUGCGACAAGGUGGAAACAGUAUUAUCACUUGAUUAGAGAUACAUGCAAGAUGCAAUUCUUCGGGUUCACAUGCCAGUACUGUUUGGUGUGAUGAAUCUGGAAGUCAGCAUUCUGUUGUGAUUAUUGCUUCUAGCCAAACAAAUUGUGAUUCUGUCCAACGAGAGAAUGAAGUGUUAGAAUUUAAUCACCAAAAUAUACAUUUCUCUGAAGAUGAUGUGUGUGAACAUGUGAGCAGUGAAUCUCAAGAAAACUUUCAGGUCUCUGAAAACAGCAAUGAGUGUGCACAGCACUCAGUUGUGAUAUUCUCUUCAUCAUCUCCAAGAUCUCGUUGCAGUGAUAUUCCCGAAAACAAUCCAGUUCUUUCCUCCGAGACUGAAGAUGAUGGAGAGUUAGUUCCUAGCAAGUUGCUGUCACUUUCUCUCUCCCUAUUGGUGGCUGCAUUCUUCCAAGCCAUUCGCUGCCUUCAGGAACUAAUAGAAGACACAUUUAGAACACUACACUGUGAUUUAGAUGUAGAGUAAGUUCAUAAAGCCUUACACCUGAAAUUAUUUUUUAAAAUUUCAGAUUUAACAGUUUUAAUCAAUAAAAACAAAAUUCAGGAAAGAGAGAACACCUGCAAAUAUUAAGUAUGGUAUUUUUACAACGAAUAGUCUCUAUAAUCAAUUACACGCUUAUUGUAGGCCUAUGUAGGCUUUGUUUUGUACUACUGUUUGUGAAUUUUACAUGACAUUAUAAACUUUUAUAUAAGACUCUUAAGAAAAAUAUAUAACACAUUGGAGAAAUGCCCUUUUGCAAGUCCAAGACAUUAAAAACCUUAUAACGGUGCUUACAUUUGCUUAAAGAGGUGAUUGAGACUGAAGAGAUUUCUUUUCUUUUUUUAAUCUAGGUGAAAGUAAUGUAAAAUUUUGAUAUGGAAGAGCCUGGUACACUGUUAUUAACUUGUGCAGCCUCCCUAUCCUAAUUUAAGUCCAG